This is a messenger RNA of Vidua macroura (Pin-tailed whydah), 7049 nucleotides long. It is a transcript of the gene TMEM94, whose product is annotated as transmembrane protein 94. The record is from RefSeq and is a predicted model, not a curated record. The coding region runs from base 188 to 4270 and encodes 1360 amino acids. The transcript has 32 exons. NCBI's taxonomy places the organism in Eukaryota, Metazoa, Chordata, Aves, Passeriformes, Viduidae.
GGCGUCCCGCCUGCCAGUGACCGAGAUGGCGGCCCCGGCGGCGCGGCGGGCGAGCGGCCCCGCCGGCAGUGUCCGGCGCGGCGGAUGCUGAUGUGGUAAAUGUAGCCAAGCUCUUCCCUACCUCGGAGACAUUCUCUCCUGAGGAGCAGUCUCCUUUUGCUGGACAUGCUUACAGAACUGCACAGCCAUGGACCUCAAGGAGAAGUGUCAGGAUGAGAUGACCUCAAGUUUGGGCCUUACCACAAAGAAAGCCCUCACGAUCCUAAGAGACCAACUGUCAGCUCUGCUGGAGGGGCAUCAGAAGGAACGGAAAAAAGGGUCUUCGUGGAAGGAGGUGUGGAGGAGCAGUUUCCUGUACCAUGGUAACCGCUGCUCCUGCUUCCACUGGCCUGGUGCGUCUCUGAUGCUGCUGGCAGUGCUGUUGCUGCUGUGCUGCUAUGGGAGCCAGCCACAGGGGAGCCAAGGUGCUGAGAUAGUCAAUGCACUGGCACUCUUCCUCCUGCUCCUCUUGGAUCUCCUCAUGAUCGGGCGUCAAGAGAGGCUGAAGUGCAGAGAGGUGGAGAGGAGGCUUCAGACCAUCGUUGAUAAGAUAAACGAUACACUUGGCAAAGAGGUGAAAUGGCCAGACUCCAUGUACCCUGACCUUCACAUGCCUUAUGCCCCAUCCUGGUCCCUUCACUGGGCCUACAGGGAUGGGCAUCUUGUCAACCUGCCCGUGAGCCUCUUGGUGGAAGGAGAUGUUGUGGCUUUGAGGCCAGGCCAGGAAUCAUUUGCUUCUCUGAGAGGGAUUAAGGAUGAUGAGCAUAUAGUUCUGGAGCCUGGAGAUCUAUUUCCACCCUUCUCACCCCCUCCCUCCCCAAGGGGAGAAGUGAAGAAGGGACCUCAGAAUCCUCAGAUCUACCGUCUCUUCCGUGUGUUGAAGACCCCAGUAAUUGAUAAUGUCAGGUGGUGCCUGGAAAUGGCUCUGUCACGGCCCGUGACAGCCCUGGAUAAUGAGAGGUUCACUGUACAGUCAGUGAUGCUGAAAUAUGCUGUCCCUAUUGUGCUGGCUGGAUUCCUGAUCACCAAUGCCGUGCGCUUCAUUUUCCAAGCUCCUGGAAUUGCUUCCUGGCAGUACACUUUUCUUCAGCUGCAGGUGAAUGGUGUCUUACCCAUCCUUCCGUUGCUCUUUCCUGUCCUGUGGAUUCUUGCUACAGCCUUUGGAGAAGCCAGAGUGUUGGCCCAGAUGAGCAAGGCCUCCUCCACCUCACUGCUUGCUAAGUUUUCAGAGGACACUCUCAGCAGCUACACAGAGAUGGUAUCUUCUCAGGAAAUGAUACGCUGUAUCUGGAGCCACUUCCUCUGUGUUUUAAAAGGCAAAUCCCCAACUCUGAGCUUCACUUCCAGCUUGCUCCACAGUCUGGGAUCUGUCACUGUGCUCUGCUGUGUAGACAAGCAGGGGAUUCUUUCCUGGCCAAACCCCAGCCCAGAGACUGUUCUGUUCUUCAGUGGGAAAGUGGAACCACCUCAUGACAGCCACGAAGACCUGACUGAUGAGCUUUCCACACGGUCCUUCUGUCAUCCUGAGAUGGAAGAUGAGCCCCAUGAAAGAGAUGCUUUGCUCUCUGGCCCCCUGGCAGACACAGUGCACAUGGCCAAUGAACAGGAGAGGAACAACUGGUCUGGUGAUGCUCCAAAGGCUCCUGAAGCCUCUGCCCACCGAAAGCCAAACAGCAGAAGCAAACAUCCUUCUGGAUCCAACGUGAGCUUUAGCAAGGACACGGAGGGUGGAGAGGAGGAACAUACUCAGGUUGUUGGAGACAGCGAGGUGUUGGCUUGUGAGGCUGAAGACUUUGUGUGUGACUACCACCUGGAGAUGCUCAGCCUGUCCCAAGACCAGCAGAACCCCUCCUGCAUCCAGUUUGAUGACUCCAACUGGCACAUGCACCUGAAUUCCCUCAAGCCUCUGGGCCUGAACGUGUUGCUCAACCUGUGCAACGCUGGCGUGACCGAGCGGCUGUGCCGCUUCUCCGACCACCUCUGCAACAUCGCCCUGCAGGAGACUCACAAUGCUGUGCUGCCUGUCCAUGUGCCCUGGGGCCUCUGUGAGCUUGCCAGGCUGAUAGGUUUCACACCAGGUGCUAAAGAUCUUUUCAAGCAGGAGAACUAUUUGGCUUUGUAUCGCUUGCCAAGUGAUGAGAUGGUUAAGGAAACCAUCCUGGGGAAGCUUUCAUCCAUCACCAAGAGGAGACCCCCCUUGAGCCACAUGAUUAAUCUGUUUGUGAAGGACACCACUACCAGCACUGAGCAGAUGUUUUCUCAUGGGACAGCUGACAUCAUCCUUGAGGCCUGCACUGACUUUUGGGAUGGUACCGAUAUCUACCCCCUCUCUGGCUCUGACAGGAAGAAGGUGCUGGAUUUCUACCAGCGAGCCUGCCUGUCAGGAUACUGCUCUGCCUUUGCAUACAAGCCAAUGCACUGUGCCUUGUCCUCCCAGCUCAAUGGCAAGUGCAUUGAGCUGGUGCAGGUGCCGGGGCAGAGCGCGAUCUUCACAUGCUGCGACCUCCCCGGGACCACUCCCAUCAAACAGAGCAGCCGCAGGAAUAGCUGGAGCUCAGAUGAAGGGAUUGGGGAAGUGAUGGAGAAGGAAGACUGUAUCCAGGCUCUGAGUGGACAGAUCUUCAUGGGAAUGGUCUCAUCUCAGUAUCAGGCCCGCCUUGACAUUGUCCGCCUCAUUGAUGGAUUGGUCAAUGCCUGCAUUCGUUUUGUCUACUUCUCCCUGGAAGAUGAGCUCAAAAGCAAGGUGUUUGCUGAGAAAAUGGGCCUGGAGACUGGCUGGAAUUGCCACAUAUCCUUAACACCCAAUGGUGAUGUGCCUGGCUCAGAGAUCCCCCCAUCCAGCCCCAGCCAUGCUGGCUCCCUGCACGAUGACCUCCAUCAGGUUUCCCGAGAUGAUGUGGAGGGGCUUCUGCUGAUGGAAGAGGAGGGGCACUCGGAUCUCAUCAGCUUCCAGCCAACAGACAGCGAUAUCCCCAGCUUCCUGGAGGACUGUAACAGGGCCAAACUCCCCCGGGGGAUCCACCAGGUGAGACCUCACCUCCAGAACAUUGACAAUGUGCCUUUGCUGGUGCCCCUGUUCACAGACUGCACCCCAGAGACCAUGUGUGAGAUGAUCAAGAUCAUGCAAGAGUAUGGGGAGGUGACCUGCUGUCUGGGGAGCUCUGCCAACCUUCGGAACAGUUGCCUCUUCCUGCAGAGUGAUAUCAGUAUAGCCCUGGACCCUCUCUACCCAUCCCGCUGCUCCUGGGAGACCUUUGGCUAUGCCACCAGCACCACCCUGAGCAAUGGCUCUGAGGAGCUCACCCCACUGCAGCUCUCAGGGCAGCUCAACAGCCUGCCCUGCUCCAUGUCCUUCCGCCAAGAAGAGAGCACCAGCAUCAUCAGGCUCAUAGAGCAGGCCAGGCAUGCAACAUAUGGGAUCCGCAAGUGUUUCCUCUUCCUGCUGCAGUGCCAGCUGACCUUGGUUGUCAUUCAGUUCCUCUCCUGCCUGGUGCAGCUGCCCCCCAUCCUCAGUACCACAGACAUUGUGUGGCUCUCCUGUUUCUGCUACCCACUGCUCAGUAUCUCGCUCCUGGGCAAGCCUCCCCACAGCUCCAUCAUGACCAUGGCAACAGGAAAAAACUUGACUUCCAUUCCCAAGAAGACUCAGCACUACUUCCUGCUCUGCUUCCUGCUGAAAUUCAGCCUGACCAUCUGCUCCUGCCUCAUCUGCUUUGGGUUCACCCUGCAUGAGUCCUGCAAAGGGGUGAACACGACCAGCCUCAACCUCACAGUCUGCUCCUCCAUCAUGCUGCACAGUAAUGCUUAUGGUGCUCCUGAUUGGUUUGGAACAUUUUCCAAUGCUCUCCUGGUAGCCCAGAAGCUCACAGCUGGCCUGAUUGUUUUACACACAGUGUUCAUAUCCAUCACCCACGUCCAUCGCACCAAGCCCCUGUGGAAGAAGAGCCCCCUCUCCAACCGUUGGUGGACGCUCACUGUGGCUGUUGUAGUGCUGGGACAAGUGGCACAGACUGUGCUGGACCUGAAACUCUGGGAAAACCUAAACUCUUCUUUGACCUUUAACCACGUCUCCAUCUCUCCAGUCGCAUGGCUCCUGGGUUUUCUUUCCUUGGUCCUUGUGGUUAUUAUCAAUGAGAUUGUCAAGCUGCAUGAAAUCAGGGUCCGUGUCCGUUACCAAAAGAGGCAGAAGUUGCAGUUUGAAACCAAGUUGGGGAUGAAUUCUCCAUUUUAAAAGCACCCAGCUCAAGUUCCCUGGAGCCAGGGCCAAACAGCCACUGGGAGAGUGGCUGCACCAAAGGCUCAGGGAAUUUUCCGUCACACAUGCAAACCAGACAGCCUCCUGGCAAAACUACAUCUGCACCUUCCCGGGGCCCCAGGCAGAGAUCCCCCCACAGGUAUGCAGCCCCUUCCCAGCCUACCAGGUACCUUCACAGAAACCUGCAAGCUCUGAUGCCUGUUCAGGCUGCUCUUCCUUUAUUUAUUUAUUACUGGAGGUAUUUGUUAGUACCAUGGUGAUGCUAAAAUGAAGCGGCUCCUUUCCUCUUUGUGAACAGAUGGGUUUCCUGGGCCUGGCAGGAGAAUCUGGGACCAGUAGGGCUGCUGAAGCAGGAGAUCUCUAUUGAAACCCGUUUUGGUUUUCCACUUCAGCUUGCUGUCUGUGUGUACGUGCCUGUGCAUGCCCUUCCCGCCUCCCUGCCCUGUGUCUGGGGCAAAGGAGCCAUCCCUCUUGCAGUCCCCAGAGUGCUGGGAGCUCACAUUCCCAAGGGGACAGUGGAAAAGGGUCUCUGAACAGCCAGGCUGGGCCAGCCCUGCCCUCUAGUGUCGUUGUCACAGCCAUGUGCUGGCUGUGCCAGAAGAUGGAUGAGACAGGGCUUUAGGAAAAGCUCCCUGUGAUCCUCUGUUCCGCUGCAGAGGGAGGGCAGCUCUGCCUGCCUGCCUGCAAGGAGCCAGCAUGGCUCAGCUUCCUGCAGCCCUGUUCAACCAGCUUUUAUGUUCUUUACCAACCCCCAGAGAGGUUUUAUAGCUGCUCUCCUGUUUGUGAUCCAAACUGCUGUUCUGCUUCAGUAAUGUGCCUGCUUGAGAAAACCACAGCUCAAGAUAAAGCCUGAGCCCUGACUAUCCUGCCUUAGAGGGAGGGGAUGUCUUUCCAGGCAGGAUCUCUACAACUUGCAGUUGUGUCUAAUACAGAGCUGGUGAAUGGCUCAUUUCCCAAUCCAGGACUGAGCUGUAUCCAGUUCUUGCUCUCCAAGGCACAGGGAACCCUGCCCAAUCAUGUCUGUCUGUGAUAGUGCUGGGAAGUCUCUCCCCUCUGUGCUAAUGGCUUCACACAGAACCACAGAAUGAGCGAUCAAUUUCCUGAGCGAGCUAGGAAGGCACAAGGCCUCAGCUAUGCAUCAACACUGGGACAAAAUUGAAGAGAAAAAUGUGUGGACAAUGGUUUGGGUUGGAAGGGGCCAUAAAGCUUAACUUGUUCCACCCCCUGCCAUGGGCAGGGACACCUUCCUCUACCCCAGGGUGCUCCAAGCCCUGUCCAACCUGACCUUUAACAAUUACAGGGAUGAGGCAGCCAUAACCUCCCUGGGCAACAUCUGCUCCGUGUUUUUCUGGCGGUAUCUUUGUUUGCCUAGGGGGACCCUCCCCUGAGGACUGUGGCAAACCAUGAUCUGCCCCAGUGCAGCACACAAGCUCCUGAGCUCUGACCAGACCCCAUCUGUACUGAGAGCACUGGUCCUGUUGUGGGCUGACAGCCAAGGGCCACACAGGAGCACACAGGCUUGGCUACCAGAAUAUUUGGAGGUCCUGGAGAUGUUGACUCUAGUUCUAAACACUGACUAAAGCUGGUAAAUCCUGGCUCUGUUUUUGAUCCCAACAUUAACACUACAAUAUUUGGCUGUUACUUCCUCUUUGGUACCUGAGAUUAACAAGUGGCAGCUGAUCCCUCCUGGGCAGGCAGGGAGCUGGCUGGAACCCCCAGGCUCUGCCCUGCUGCUCCACCUUGUCUUCCUCACUUUUCAGCAUAACCAGAGAGCAUGGGCACAGCUGAGUGUCUCUAAGCAAUACCCUCACCCUGCUGUGGGGCUGGUAGAGGAGCAGAGCUGGGUACAGCCAACUCCUGAGCUCUGGGAAUACACUGAGAGUGCUGGAGGGGGGCAGCUAGGGGUGUUCCAAGCCCUGGACCUAGUUCCUGCAGCUGGGGGGCAGAUGUGGAGAUCCCAUGCUGGCAGGAUUGCACGGGAUAGGGAGCCAGCAGCUCCCUGGUGAAGCACAGGCCUCCUCCCUGGCACCACAAGUGUCUGCCCACCUUUGCCAGCCAGGCUGGACUGGCUCACUCCCCUGGUACCUGCAGGGCUCAGGGAGAACAAGCUACACCUUUCUCAGCCUCAAUUCACUAAAUGCCAGCUCCAGAUCUGUGACACCUGGCCCCUUAGAAAUCACUUUCCUUCCUGAUGCCAGGGUUGGAUCACAAGUGGGAUAUGAUCUCCUCUGUGGCUGAACUGAGCUGGAGUGAGAGGCAGCACAGAGCUGCUCACUGCUGUCCCAGCUUUCCCCCCACCCAGACCUCAGCUCUUGUCCUGUGCCAUGAACUGUUGUAGGUGUUAAAAAGCAGCAGAUUCCAGGGCUUCCUGCUGGCCACACCUUCCUCUAGAAGAGGCACCUUCAGGGUUUCUUCUUCUGGGUGAUCACAAAUGUUUAUUUUCCUGCAUCCUCCUUCCCCAGCUAGACUUGGAGGGAGCUAAAGUGUAUGAAUGGAGCCUUUAGGAUGGUCUUGCCAGUGCCACCCUUCCCUCAGCUAUUGAAGUGUCUAAGGGUCAGAAUGCAUGGCUUCAGAAGGAAAUUUCCUACAUCAAGAUGUUUUUAAAUGCUGUAUAUUUUAUAUUAAAUUUUUUGGGAUGUAUGUAAAAAUAUUUCAUUUGUAUUAAAACUUGUAAAUUGUAUAAAAAAGAAAAAAAAAAAAGAAACAAACCUAGACCCACAAGCAUCCAGUAUAUGAAUGGCAAUAAAUGAUUGUU